Molecule: messenger RNA, 921 nt
Organism: Dovyalis caffra
Lineage: Eukaryota; Viridiplantae; Streptophyta; Magnoliopsida; Malpighiales; Salicaceae
Source: the annotation of a GenBank genome assembly
AUGCAACCAACACCUGCCGGAAGCAGCAACACUACUGGAGGUGGAGGUGGAGGUAGAGGUGGAGGUGGAGGUGGAGUUGGCGGUGGCGGAGGUGGCGGUGGUGGUGGACUUGCUAGGUUUCGUUCAGCACCAGCCUCAUGGUUAGAAGCCCUUCUUGAAGAAGAAGAAGAGGACCCAUUAAAGCAAAAUCAGAACUUGACUCAGUUACUUACUUCAAGCACACCUUCAAGUAGAAAUUCAGUGCCUUUUAAUGCUUCUAGUGCUUCUGUGGAACCGGGCUUGUUUGAACCGGGUGGUGGUUUUCAAAGGCAAAAUAGCUCUCCAGCUGAUUUUAUUGGGAAUUCUGGGAUUGGAAGUGAUCAAGGGUAUUUUCCGAGCUAUGGAAUUGCUUCAAAUUAUGAGUAUAUGCCACCAAAUAUGGAGGUUUCGCCUUCUGGUAAAAGGGCUCGAGAGGUUGAGUUGCAGAACCCUUCUGUUAGAUAUCCACCUACGUUGAAAGGAGAGCAAACUGGACCUCUAAGGGCUUCUAGUUUGAUAGAAAUGGAGAUGGAUAAGCUUUUGGAGGAUUCAGUGCCUUGCAGGGUCCGUGCAAAGCGUGGCUGUGCUACACAUCCUCGGAGCAUUGCAGAGAGAGUUCGGAGAACUCGAAUUAGUGAUCGGAUAAGGAAACUUCAGGAACUUGUUCCAAAUAUGGAUAAGCAUAUUGCUUGCAAGAGUGAUGUAGAUAUAAUGCUCCAUAGGAAUGAGGUUUCUUGGUACAUGAUGGUUGUUUUGUAUGUGUUUGGGAUUCGGAUGAUGCAAAGAUUAUGCUCAAUCAAAUGUUUGGUUAAGGUUGAUGGAUAUGAAAAGGCUGGAAAGGGGCAUCUGCAAGCCCUUUGUUUGAGGAAGCUCCUUAGAGAGCUAAUGCUAUCAUUCUCUUGA